Molecule: messenger RNA, 441 nt
Organism: Castor canadensis (American beaver)
Lineage: Eukaryota; Metazoa; Chordata; Mammalia; Rodentia; Castoridae
Source: RefSeq, a predicted model, not a curated record
AAUACAGACUACUACACAACUGGGUUAUGGCCACACAUGCAGUCAGCCCAUGCACCUUACAAGUGGGACUACUGGCCUCAUGAGGAUGUUCGUGCAGAAUGUAGAUUUGUUGGCCUGACUAACCUUGGAGCUACUUGUUACUUGGCUUCCACUAUUCAGCAACUUUAUAUGAUUCCUGAGGCAAGACAGGCUGUCUUCACUGCUAAGUAUUCAGAAGAUAUGAAGCACAAAACCACUCUUUUGGAGCUUCAGAAAAUGUUUACAUAUUUAAUGGAGAGUGAAUGUAAAGCAUAUAAUCCUAGACCUUUCUGUAAAACGUAUACAAUGGAUAAACAGCCUCUUAAUACUGGGGAGCAGAAAGAUAUGACAGAGUUUUUUACUGAUCUGAUUACUAAAAUUGAAGAAAGAUCUCCAGAUGGUUAGUGCCAGCAUACUGAAGAG